Molecule: messenger RNA, 2953 nt
Organism: Diachasmimorpha longicaudata
Lineage: Eukaryota; Metazoa; Arthropoda; Insecta; Hymenoptera; Braconidae
Product: ATP-binding cassette sub-family G member 4-like
Exons: 4
Coding region: 703-2505 (600 amino acids)
Biological process (GO): transmembrane transport
Cellular component (GO): membrane
Molecular function (GO): ATP binding; ATP hydrolysis activity; ABC-type transporter activity
Source: RefSeq, a predicted model, not a curated record
CAUGGCCCUCACCAGCUGAAGAGAUUUCUCAGCGUUGCAUAAAGGGAGGGUGGGUGAGUGAGUGAGUUAAAAAAAAAUAAUCUGGCGCACUUGGCGGAUAUACCCAGUGGAAUACGGAAAAUGACGACAGUGUGUGCCGAACCACUUAUCGGUGCACAACGGGCAUUUACUCCAUUGACCAUUGAAUAGUGGAUAGUCAAUGCGUGCGGUCAUAGGCUCCGGUUAUUCGAGUUCUAGUUGACAGAAAAAAAAUUGGAAUACGUACGGAGGAUAAAGGUAAUUUUCUUGGGCAAGGGCAAGAACCUUUGGUGGUGUGACAGUGCCACUUGGAAACUGGUUUUCCAAGGGUCCUUGGGGUUGGUUGGGGAUUUAAGAGGGAUUCGACGGAAGGAGGUGCAGUGGUGAGAAGGAUUUCAGAGGAACUGUUUCAGGUGCAGUCAAAAAAUUCUGAAAAAUUAAAAGAGCUCAAACUAUCAAUCGAAGUGCAUGUACGAUAAAUUAAUUACUGGGUUCACCUUCAAUCAACGUCAUUAUCCCCCCACGCAUUAUCCUCCCAGGCAUAUUUAUAUUAGACGAAAGAUGAAUUAAGGAUGAAAAAACGAGUCCUUGGAACCCAUCAAUUGAGAGACGUUUACAAAACGACGAAGGACGUCUGAAACGCCAUUCCCUUCCUCAAAGACGAGUCACGGUACAUCAGCCAGGAUGUAUCAGCGAACUGUUCAGGUUAAUCUCCCAAAAGUGCAUACUAUUGACGUAGAGUUCAAGGAUGUCACCUGGGAGGUGCAAAUCGGUUUCCGGAAACCAAAGAAACAAGUGUUGCAAGGUGUCAGCGGUUGCUUCAGAUCUGGAGAACUUACGGCUAUUAUGGGACCAUCGGGAGCUGGAAAGUCUUCCUUGUUGAAUCUUUUGACAGGUUUCCGAAAUACCGGCUCGUCUGGUACAAUCGAGUACGUGACAUCUGCGGGUAAGCAGAAGCACAAAGACUACCGGAAAUCCUGCUGCUACAUCCAGCAGGACGACCAGCUCCACGGUCUCUUCACGACCCUGGAAGCAAUGAAGAUGGCUGCAGACCUGAAGCUCGGCAACAGCUUGAGCCGUGAAGCAAAGGACAUACUGAUAGAUGACAUUCUGGAGACCCUGGACCUCAUAAAAACCAAGGAGACCCGCUGCGAUCGGUUGUCCGGUGGCCAGAGGAAGCGCUUCUCUAUCGCCCUUGAGCUGAUCGACAAUCCACCAGUGAUGUUCCUAGACGAGCCGACAACCGGUCUCGACUCCUCCUCGACCCUCCAGUGCAUUGCAAUGCUGCAGCACCUGGCGCGGGGCAGUCGAACGAUUGUCUGCACGAUCCACCAGCCGUCGGCUGCCAUCUACGAGAUGUUCGAUCACGUGUACCUCGUGGCGGACGGCCAGUGCAUGUACCAAGGAUCUCCCGGAAACACAGUCCCCUACCUGGCCAGCGUCGGCCUCCAGUGUCCCAAGUACCACAAUCCCGCGGACUACAUCAUUGAAGUCGUCAGCAAGGAAUAUGGAAACUUCAGUGAACAACUGACAACCGCAGCAUCGGGUGCCAAAUCCUGGAGGGCUGGAUGCGUGAAGAAGGCCCUGCUCGUCACCAGCUUCUCCCGGAGAAACAUCGAGCAGAAAGCGGUGGUGAUUGUCACUCCGCCCUCCGAAUACCUCAGAUUCACUGUCCUCCUGAGGAGGUGUGUGAUACAGCUCUAUCGAGACUGGACAGUCACUCAUCUGAAGAUUAUCCUUCACUUCCUCGUGGGUAUUCUCCUCGGAUUGUUCUACGCAGACGCCGGCAACAAUGGCUCAAAGACAAUCAACAACUUUGGCUUUCUCAUGGUGACAGUUGUCUACCUCAAUUACACCAGCAUGAUGCCAGCUGUACUCAAAUUUCCGUCUGAACUGCCCGUUGUCAAGAAGGAGAAGUUCAAUAACUGGUACCAGUUGAGGACAUACUACGUGGCGCAUCUGGUCGCCAAUGUUCCUGUUCAGAUGAUCUUCGCUCUCGUGUACUCGUCGGUCUCGUACUUCAUGAGUGCCCAGCUCCAGGACUGGGCGAGGUUCUUUAUUUUCUUGAUGGGCGCCGUGUUCACGACAAUACUUGCUGACAGCUUUGGUCUUCUCCUCGGGACCACUCUCAAUCCCGUUGAUGGUACUUUCCUGGGGGCCAUCACCUCGUGCAUGCUCAUGCUCUUCGCCGGCUUCUUCGUUUUCUUCAAACACAUGCCGGUCUUCAUGUAUUAUGUCAGCUACCUCAGCUACAUGAGGUAUUCCUUGGAGACGCUGGUACAAGCAGUUUAUGGGUAUAAUCGGGAGAAAUUGCCGUGCCCUGAGGACAAGCUGUACUGUCACUACCGGACGCCCAAGACCAUUCUCGACGAGGUCGGAAUGAUCGACAUCAACUUGUGGAUGAAUGUUGGAAUCCUUGCGGCCAACUGUGUGGUGCUCAGGAUUGUCGGGUACUGCACACUCAGAAGGAAGAUUUCUGCUUCGUGAGAGAAAAGUUGGGCCUCUUCUGCGGGGCGAAGAUUAUUGAAAUUACAAUAAAUGGAGCUUUGGACUAGCUUCCCAGGGCACUGAUGAAAUAUUCCAUGCAGGAAGUCUCAUUGGCGGGAUAAACCCACGCAGAUAAUGAGAGAAGGAAUACUUCUGGUGUUGGUUUCAUUCGGUUUAUUGUUCUAAUUGUGGUGGAGGAAUUCCGAACGGUUUUAGCAAGUUUUUGUGCGGAUGUUGGGGGCCUGGAGACCUCGGGGUCCAAAGGAACUGAUUGACUAGUUGUUUUUCUCAUUGAGUAUUUUAUGUUGUUGAACGCUUAUCCAGAUUCUAGUGAUUUUUCAGGGAGUUAUUAUUUCAUGAGAAUUUAGAGAUAAUUUAGAACGUAGUCGAAUUAUUGUACAUAGUUUUGUGUUUAAUAAAUUAAAUUUGAGGAUUUUCGAGGAGAGUA